Quercus robur (English oak) is the source of this 1704-nucleotide messenger RNA. RefSeq lists its product as uncharacterized. The coding region runs from base 1 to 1704 and encodes 567 amino acids. The transcript has 5 exons. The record is from RefSeq and is a predicted model, not a curated record. NCBI's taxonomy places the organism in Eukaryota, Viridiplantae, Streptophyta, Magnoliopsida, Fagales, Fagaceae.
AUGUCGAAAGAUAUAGCUAAAGACAUGAGGUGGCACAAAGAUGAGCGACUUGAAGAUGGAGAUUACCUUAGACAUCUUGCUGAUUCAAUAGUGUGGAAAGAGUUUGAUAAAAAACAUGCUUGGUUUGCUGCAGAUUCUCGCAAUGUGCGACUUGGUUUAGCAAGCGAUGAGUUUAAUCCAUUUGGUAACAUGAGUACAUCAUAUAGCAUGUGGCUAGUAGUACUUAUGCCGUAUAAUUUACCUCCAUGGAGGUGUAUGAAGGAUCCAUAUAUGAUUUUUUCCUUACUUAUUCCUGGACAUAAGGCACCUGGAAACAAAAUUGAUGUGUACUUGCAACCGUUGGUGGAUGAUUUAAAAGAAUUAUGGAAUGAAGGCAUCAAGACGUAUGACGCAUCAACGCAACAUUCAUUUAAGUUGCAUGCAGCGUUAUUAUGGACUAUAAAUGAUUUUCUUGCAUAUGCGAACUUAUCUGGGUGGUCUACCAAGGGAAAGUUAGCAUGUCCCAUAUGUAACGAGAAUACAGAGUCGAGUUAUUUGAAGUCUAGCCACAAAUUGUGUUACAUGGGUCAUCGUCGAUUCUUACCUCAGGAACAUAAUUGGCGCAAAAAAAAAAAAGAAUUUUUUGAUGGAACUGAAGAGCAUAGGAUUGCUCCUAAUGAAUUAUCAGGAGAUCAACUGUUACAACAACUAAUGAAUGUUCCAAAAGUGCAAUUUGGAGAUGAUGAAGCUACAAGAAAAAGAAAACGCACGAAGAUCGAGUUGAAUUGGACAAAGAAAAGUACACUGAUGUAUGAUAGUGGAAAAGGGAAAAAUAAAGACACUUCUAAAGCACAAAAGGAUUUAGAAGAUAUGGGCAUACGUAAAGAUUUGCACUUACAAAAACUGUUUCCUGAUGGGUAUGCAUCUAACAUCAGUAGAUGUGUGAACACCAAUGAGCGUACGAUUUCAGGAAUGAAAAGUCAUGAUUUUCAUGACUUGUGUUCACGAACAUUGAAGUUAGAUGUCUUAAAUCAAAUGAAGGAAGACAUUGUUGUGAUUUUAUGCAAAAUGGAAAUGAUAUUUCCACCUGCUUUUUUCGAUAUAAUGGUACAUCUAGCUCUUCAUUUACCUCGAGAGGUAGAGCUUGUAGGCCCUGUUCAAUUUCGUUGGAUGUAUCCAAUUGAAAGGUUUCUUGGUAAAUUAAAGCGGUUUGUGCGAAACAGAGCACGUCCAGAAGGGUCAAUUGCUGAGGGAUAUUUAUCUGUUGAAUGUUUGACAUUUUGCUCCAUGUAUAUUCGUGAGAUUGAGACAGUAUGGAGUUGCAUCAUUGACAUUGAUCAUAAGCAUGAAGUUGAAUUCGAAAAUUGGUUCAAAGAUCGUAUAUGUGGGAGUAAUGCGACAAAUGUGUCAAAAGAAUUAUAUAGUCUUGCAUGCGGAUCUGAUGCUUUAGUUGCAGUUUACCAAGGUUGCAUUGUGAAUAAUGUUAGGUUCCACACAAAAGACCGUGAACAUACUCGUCGUACUCAAAAUAGCGGUGUCUUUGUUUCGGGUGAAGAUGGUGGAACAAAAACUAACUAUUAUGGUGAGUUGAGGAAUGUUUUGGAGCUAACCUAUAUGGGCAAUAAUCGUGUAUACUUAUUUGAGUGUGAUUGGUGGGACACUAGGGAUGGAACAGGAAUGCAAAGGGAUGAGCAUUGUACAAGUGUGAAUACAUCUCGUACAUAG